UUCAUGUUUUUGGGUUUUUCUAGAUGGCCUGUCUUUAACACUUCUUGAUAUUUUUGAUUAAAUUUUCAUAUAUCAUCAAAAAUAGAGAUGACAGCCAGGGGUGGUGGUGCAUGCCUAUAAUCCCAACACUUUUGGAGGCCAAGGUGAGGAGACCACCUGAGGUCAGGAAUUCAAGACUACUGGGCAACAUGGUGAAGCUCUGUCUAUCCUAAAAAUGCAAAAAUUAGCCGGGAGUGGUGGUGCAUGUCUGUAGUCACAGCUACUUGGGAGGCUGAGGCAGGCGAACUGCUUGAACCUGGGAGGUGGAGGUUGCAGUGAGCUGAGACGGAGCCACUGCACUCCAGCCUGGGCCACAGGAGGGAGACUCUGUCUCAAAAGAAAAGAAAAGUAGAGAGGAUAGUAUAAUGAGGCUCCUGUCUGCCAGUCACUCUAUAGUAACUAUUAGGAAACCCCUUUUUUUCUCUGAAGUCAUUGCUCCUGUGUGUGUGUGUGUGUCUGUAUAUAUAAAAAAAGUAUGUAUACAUAUACGUAUAUGUAUGUGUAUAGAUAAAAAUGCAUGUAUGGGGCUGGGCGCAGUGGCUCACGCCUGUAAUCCCAGCACUUUGGGAGGCUGAGGCAGGUGAAUCACAAGGUCAGGAGAUCGAGACCAUCCUGGCUAACAUGGUGAAACCAUGUCUCUACUAAAAGUACAAAAAAUUAGCCUGGCGUGGUGGCAGGCACCUGUAGUCCCAGCUACUCAGGAGGCUGAGACCGAAGAAUUACUUGAUGAAACAUGGCAGACGACGUAGACCAGCAGCAAACUACCAACACUGUGGAGGACCCCCUGGAUCUUAGGCUCACCCCAGAGGAACGAAUUUGUGUGAAAAUGAGAAACGACCGAGAGCUUCGAGGCAGAUUACAUACUUAUGAUCAACAUUUAAAUAUGAUCUUGGGAGACGUGGAAGAAACUGUGACUACUAUAGAAAUUGAUGAGGAAACAUAUGAAGAGACAUAUGAAUCAACAAAACAGAAUAUUCCAGUGCCCCUUGUCCGGGGAGAUGGCAUUUUCCUGGUUGCCCCUCCAAUGAGAGUUGCUGAAACAAAGAAUUUGUCCUGUAUGGAAAAUAGGAGACUUUGUACAGUGGCCUCUCUAAAUGUGCAAGAUACUCAAAAGAGAAACCCGCAUACAUUUGGAUAUUAAGAAAUAAUUCUGGGGAUUCUUCCACUCCUGAAAUGAGUUGAUUUGCAGAUAAUUCACAACUUCUUAAGCUAAAUGGUAUUUUCGUUUUUCUCAAGCUCUUGCAAUAAAUAUGACCACCAAGAUGCAGGAAAAAAAAAAAGAAGAAUUGCUUGAACCCGGGAGGUGGAGGUUGCAGUGAGCCGAGAUCAUGCCACUGCACUCCAGCUUGGGUGACAGAGCGAGACUCUGUCUCAAAAUAAAUAAAUAAAAGUGCAUAUAUGUAUAUUUGUGUGAAUCAUAUACACAUAUAUAAAAUAUAUGUAGCAUAUACAUAUAUAACACAUUUCUUUUUCUAGUGUGUGUGUACCUUGAUUUAUGUCUCACAUAUUCAAAAUACUCAACUUGUUUAAAAUAAGAGCACAACCUAUUUAAGUAGUGAAGAUUCAAAGCCUUGUUCUAAAAUGCUUAACUUUCCUGUGGAUUUGUGGACCCGUGGGAAAAUCUCAGUCCCCAGGCAGGAAGGAAGGAGAUAUGACACAUCUCUAGUUUGUUGUAAGUCGCCUACCCUAGACCUCAUCUCCAGUGCUCUGAAUGUGGAGAGGUAGGUGCAGGGCAGUGGGACAGAGAGGUGCACUUUGAAAGACUAUCACAUAGAAACAAAAGUUCCGGCUGGGCACGGUGGCUCACGCCUGUAAUCCAAGCACUUUGGGAGGCCAAGGCGAGUGGAUCACGAGGUCAGCAGUUGAAGACCAGCCUGGCCAGCAUGGUGAAACCCCAUCUCUACUAAAAAUGGAAAAAAUUAGCCGGGCAUAGUGGCGUGAGCCUGUAAUCCCAGCGACUCGGGAGGCUGAGGCAGGAGAAUUGCUUGAACCUGGGAGGUGGAGGUUGAAGUGAGCUGAGAUGGCACCAUUGCACUGCAGCCUGGGAGACAGAGUGAGACUCCAUCUCAAAAAAGAAACAAAAAAAAGUUCCAAUACACAAUUUGUUAUAUGAGAUCUUCACCCAAUCAAGGAUUAAAUGGCCAAUUCCUAAAUGACGCCUACCUUUUUAUGGCCAUGUAUACCUUUGCCUCAGCACUACUGGCAUUUGCUGACAUCCAUUUAUCAAAGUACAGGGAUGGAUUUCUGGAAGGCCAAGGCAGGGGUGCUGGCCAGGAGACACCAGGCAUAGACUCUCCUUUCUCAGAGCCUUUGUGGCCCCUAGUUUGAAUCUUUGAGUCACUGCAGUAAAGUUCCUGAUGUUUGACAGUACUCCUAAUGAAGGGAGUCAUGUGAGUUGCUAGCUGGGUUCUCUAGAUGGUGGUGUCAUGCCAACAUGGGAGCCACUAGCACAAAGAACAUGCUAGGUUCUGUUGAGACCUGACUUUGGGAAUAGCAUAGGUACUUACCUUUCUCAACACCACACAAACACACUCCAGAAUGCAAAGGAACCUGCACUGUGCCAUCUUGCUUCUCCCUGCAUAGCCACUUUUCUUUCCAGUGGUGUUUGUAUUUUGGUUCAUUCAAUCAAUGAAUGAUUGAUUGAAUCAACCACUUGGUCCCUUCAAUCUGUAACCUUCCUGCAACACUGUCUUUGUGAUGUUAUCAUAACCUUGAUUUUUGAGGGAUAGAAUUGGGCAUAAUCAGAGAAAACGUGGUCUGGGACACAUUUGUGGGCUAUUCUAUGCUAAACAUUUCCAUAUCAUUAAUGUUCAACACAGCUUUGUGGUGUUGGAGGUAGGAUUAUCAUUGUUACGAUUGUUAUUAUCAAUACUAGCUGUGAUUAUUGAUCACUUCCACAUGCCAGGCACAGUGCUGGGUGCUAUAUAUUUAUUAUCUAAUUUAUAGCUUGCUGCACUCUUGCUGGGUAUAUGUAAUUAUUCCCAUUUCACCGGAUCUCUGGGAGUUUGGUGAAUUAAUCACCCAGCAUCCAAAUAGCUAACCGGUAGCAGAGCUGGGAUUCAAACUCAGUUAGGCUGACUUCUGUGCCUGUUUUCUUGCCUAAGCGGUGGACUCAUUGAGUAGGAGAAGGCCAGUUAUUCCUCUUUGUCACUGAUACAACUGGGGACCUGUUCCCGGAGAUGUGGAGCUGUGCAUUAGGGCUGGGUAGAACACACAUAAUGAACCAUAUGCACGAGAACUUUUUCAUCUUUCUGCAUACACUUGGAACUAGUUCUUUGUUUUUGUAAAAGCAUCAUGCACCAGGUAAAAUGUUUAAUAACACAGAGAAAUCUAAUUGUCAAGUAUCUUCUCAACACCCAUUAAUCAACAAUUCUAUCGAAAGAUAACCUCUUGUAUUUACAAAAAAAAGAAGAAAAAAUGCUGUCAUCAGUAAAUUCAUUCAUGUAUGUUAUACACUCACAUACAAAACGUAUCUAUUUGAUUAAAUUAGAACUCUGCUAAUGAAUUACUUUCCUUGAUUGCACAGUAAUAAAGUCAAUGUUGUAAAUAUAAUAAUUAUAGCCAAGUGCAGUGGCUUACACCUGUAAUCCCGGCACUUUGGGAGGCUGAGGUGGGCAGAUCACUUGAGGUCGGGAGUUCGAGACCAGCCUGGCCAACAUGGUGAAACCCUGUCUCUGCUAAAAAUAUAAAAAUUAGCUGGGUGUGGUGGCACAUGCCUGUAAUCCCAGCUACUCAGGAAGCUGAGGACUGAGAAUCGCUUGAACCUGGGAAGUGGAGUUUGCAGUGAGCCGAGAUAGUGCUACUGCACUCCAGCCUGAGCAACAGAGCAAGACUCCGUGUCAAAAAAUAAAUAAUAUAUAUGUGUGUGUGUGUGUGUGUGUGUGUAUAUGUACAUGAAUUAUAUACAAAUGAGGGAAAAUAUACAAAUGAGUUGAAUAUAUACAAAUGAGGGAAAAAUUGUUCCUUGUGUCAGGAAAAAUUACUGUGAAUUUUGUGUAGCUCUUCCUGACUUUUUAAAAUUCAAGUAUAUUUCAUAAAGUUGAAAUCACACUGUGGUCUUUUUUUUUUUUUUUUUUUAACCAGGCAUAUAGUGGCCAUGUUUCUAUGUCAAUACAUACUCUUUGGCAGUACAGUUGUGCUGACUUGACAUUAUAGCUUCAUAACUUACUAAAUUAAUCCCUUAUUGCUGGGCACAGAUUCUGUUUUCCAUUUUUUCAGUCAUGAGCAACGUUGCUGGUUUACCUGGGCUAAAUAAGAAGUUUAAAUGCAAAUAGAUAAUUCUUGAGAAAGCUUCUUCCCAUAUAUACUCUUUCUGCAACAGUGUCUGAGUGUCUGUACCUUCCUAUACCUUCACCAUAUCAUGUAUUUGUCAUUUUUUAGUGAGUUGUAUUACUUGCUAGGUGAGCUUGUAUCUCCUUUGAUAACACAAAGAAGGCCUGGGUUUGCUUGGCAAUUUGUUCCAAUAUUCUUUUCAGUUUUAAAUAAGUUUUGAACAAAAAGCUUUAGCAUUUUACAUAAAAACCUCUAAAGCUCUCAGGCUAAUUAGUAAUGUAGCAUAUACAAAUUAAGUUUUUUUCUGCUGUGCUUAAUUCUUAUGAACACACUAAUCAUGAGGGCCCCCAAAUUGCUGUAAGGAGCACAUUUAGAAAACAUAUAAAGGAUCGAUAGUUGGUACUUAAGAAAUCGUUGAAACACCUUUUCUUUUUUAAUCUAUCUUAGAGCUGAAAGAUAAAAAGACUUAAAAUGAGUUAGAAUAUGAGUUUUUCAGCAUCUUAUAGCUUAUGAGUUAAAGCAAGAUUUAAAAAAUACAUUUAACAUACUAAAUAUUUCAAAAGCUACAGAGAUACCGUAACAUUUUAAAAGAUAACUUAAAUUUUCAUUGUGGAAAUCAACUGCCACAAAAACACAACCUUUUACGAGACAACGUGAUGUGCGUGAGAAGCCCUGAUGUUGAGAAGCUCAUAAUUCGGUGUGAGAAACACACAAGGCAUGAUGCCAUUCCCAUGUGGGAUGAACAGGGAAGACUUCCUGGGAGAGGUGACUAUGGACUUAAUUUUGCUUUGACACAGCAAAAACAUGAGGAAUGAAUUUUGUGACUGGAAGAUUGUUAGUUUUCUGUGGAGGGAACAACACUCAUCUUGCAAAUUUGCCUUCACUAUUCAAUCAUUAGAAAAUAAUUUUAAAUGAGCUUAGCAGUUCUCAGAAUUUUGGAUUUCAGGAAACAAACUUUUUAAAAACAAAACAAAAA
Messenger RNA from Pan troglodytes (chimpanzee), 5287 nucleotides. Its product is annotated as U6 snRNA-associated Sm-like protein LSm3. The coding region runs from base 773 to 1180 and encodes 135 amino acids. Gene Ontology annotation, molecular function: RNA binding. The record is from RefSeq and is a predicted model, not a curated record. The transcript has a single exon. Lineage: Eukaryota; Metazoa; Chordata; Mammalia; Primates; Hominidae. Gene Ontology annotation, biological process: mRNA splicing, via spliceosome.